Messenger RNA from Photinus pyralis (common eastern firefly), 1282 nucleotides. Its product is annotated as regucalcin-like. The record is from RefSeq and is a predicted model, not a curated record. The coding region runs from base 147 to 1079 and encodes 310 amino acids. Gene Ontology annotation, biological process: L-ascorbic acid biosynthetic process. Gene Ontology annotation, molecular function: calcium ion binding; gluconolactonase activity. Lineage: Eukaryota; Metazoa; Arthropoda; Insecta; Coleoptera; Lampyridae. The transcript is spliced from 6 exons.
UCUUCAAUUGACCCUAAUAACCAGUCUCGGUACAUCCAUUUACAACAUAAUAAGUCGUUGAGCAUAUAAGAAUAGGUGUAAGUAGGGACAGUUAGUUAAUUUAUACUGCCGAUCUUACUUGCACAUAUACCUGAAAUCGCACUCCAAUGGCGCCUGUUAUCGAGAAAAUUAGAGAAUUAGGCUGCUUUGAGCUUGGUGAAGGACCCCAUUGGGAUAACGAAUCGCAAAGUUUAUACUGGGUGGAUAUCGUAAAGAAGACGAUUCAUAAAUACAUACCAUCUCUUAAAAAGCAUACUCAUAUAAAAGUGGAUAAAUUUCCAUCUCUAAUUGUGCCCAUAAGUGGUUCGUCUGAUCGUUUCAUUAUUACUUUGCAACGAGAAGUAGCCGUCCUUACCUGGGAUGGUGUUAGUUCCAGACCUACUAGUAUAGAAACGAUCGCUAUUGUUGAUACCGACAACGCUUUAAAAAAUAACAGAAUAAAUGAUGGCAAAGUGGACCCUCUUGGUAACUUAUGGGCAGGCACUAUGGCCAUUGACGGCGAUACACCAUACGGUCCAAGAACGGGCACUCUAUUUUGCUUGAGCUCCAAUAAAAAAAUCAGAUAUUUUGAAGAAAAUGUGGGCAUAUCAAACGGGCUUGCUUGGAGUAGCGAUUUAAAAAAAAUGUAUUACAUUGAUUCGGUUAAAAGAAGAAUAGAUCAAUACGACUUUGAUGCAACUAACGCGUCUAUCACUAAUCGUCAACCACUAUUUAGUCUGGAAAAGCAUAACAUUCCAGGCUUUCCGGAUGGCCAAACUAUUGAUGCUGAUGGAAAUUUAUGGGUCGCCGUGUUUCGCGGAAAGAGAGUGAUCAAAGUUAGUUCCGCUAAACCUGAAACGUUACUGGAUACCGUAAACAUUCCAGACCUCCAGAUAACAUCAGUUGCCUUUGGUGGCCCACUUUUGGAUGAACUGUACGUAACAAGUGCUAGUCAUAUUGCGUGGCCUACUGAAGGAGAAGAAGACUGUAUUAAAGGGCAUAUUUAUAAAAUCACAGGUUUAGGUGUUCGGGGCUUGCCAGCGAAUAGGAUUAAAAUAUAGUAUGUAGAUAAGAAGGCAUUUAGUGCAACUGUAGACUGAGAAAAUCUGUUCAUAUUGAUAAACUAAUCUCCAUGCUUUUUUUGUUUAUUAGUAUAAUCAUAAUAAAAUUUGAUCUUGUAGUUAGUGUAGCACCGUUAUAAAAACUGGCUUAAGUUAAGUACGAUUCACAAUGUAUAAAUUAAUUAAACGCAAUCCUUCGAGAA